Clarias gariepinus (North African catfish) is the source of this 1909-nucleotide messenger RNA. Its product is annotated as E3 ubiquitin-protein ligase TRIM39-like. The record is from RefSeq and is a predicted model, not a curated record. The transcript has 7 exons. Gene Ontology annotation, molecular function: zinc ion binding; protein binding. Lineage: Eukaryota; Metazoa; Chordata; Actinopteri; Siluriformes; Clariidae. The coding region runs from base 1 to 1629 and encodes 542 amino acids.
AUGGCUUCCUCUGGGAGUCUCCUUACUGAAGAUCAGCUCCAGUGCUCCAUCUGUCUGGAUGUGUUUACUGAUCCAGUCUCUACUCCAUGUGGACACAACUACUGUAUGAUCUGUCUCAGAGGGGCCUGGGACAGCAGUUCACACUGCCGGUGUCCGGUGUGUAAAACAAAUUUUCCUACAAGACCUGAGUUACGUGUUAAUACGUUCAUCUCUGGACUAGCUGCUCAAUUUAAGAAGCAAAUUCCCCUCAAGCCUAAGAAGGUUCUGUGUGAUUCCUGCACUGAGGAAAAGCUGGAGGCUAUAAAAUCCUGUCUGCACUGUGGAGUUUCUUUCUGCGAUGCUCACUUGAUGAUCCAUAAAACUACACCUAAACUCAUGAAGCACAAACUGAUGGAGCCUGUGGAGAACCUGGAAAAUUACAUCUGCCAGAAACAUGAGAGACCCCUGAAGCUUUUCUGUAGAGACUGUCAGACAUGUGUUUGUCAGUUCUGUACUGAGGGAGACCACAAAACUCACAACACUGUUCCUGUAGAGGAGAUUAAAGAAAAGCGGAAGACAUGCCUAAUGAAAAAACAAGCAGAAGUUCAGCAGAUGAUCCAGGAGCGAAUAGAGAAGAUACAGGAAAUCAAAGACUCUGUAGAACUCAGUAAAAAAGUAGACAUUUUGGAGAUCUUCAGUACUCGGAUGAGCUGCAUUAAGAGAAGCCAGGCUAAACUGCUUAAGGUGGUGGAGGAGAACCAGAAAGCAGCAAAAAGGCAGGCUGAGAAAUUCAUUAAAGAGCUGGAGCAGGAAAUCACUGAUCUAAAAAGGAGAAACACUGAGCUGGAGCAGCUCUCACACACUGAGGAUCACCUCCACCUCCUACAGAUUUACCCGUCACUGUGCAGCCCUCCACACACCCAGGACUGGACUGAUGUCACUAUUAACUCUCAUCCGAGUGUGGAGAUUAUGAGAAGAGCUCUGUCUCAGUUUCAGGAGACUCUAACUGAGUUGAUUGGGAAGAUUGAUGCAACUGAACUAAAACGAAUUUCCCAGUAUACAGCAAAUGUGACUUUGAAUCCUGAUACAGCACAUCCUGAACUCAUCCUGUCUCCUGAUAAGAAACAAGUAAGACACGAACGAUACACAGAACAGAAUCUACCUGAUAAUCCCAAGAGGUUUGACUCUUCUUUCUAUGUGCUGGGAAAUGAGGGAGUAUUCUCAGGAAAAUGUUACUAUGAGGUACAGGUUGAAGAAAAAACUGAUUGGAUUUUAGGAGUGGUCAGAGAGUCCAGCAACAGAAAGGGGCUGAUUAAACCUUGCCCUGAAAAUGGAUACUGGUGUGUGUGGAAAAGAAGCGAUGAUAAAUAUUCAGCUUGGGACUCUACCCGUGUCUUUCUCUCCAUGAAAUCGGCUCCUAAGAAGGUGGGGGUAUUUGUGGAUUUUGAGGAGGGUCUGAUCUCAUUCUAUGAUGUCAUUUCCAAGUCUCAUAUCUACUCUUUUACUGGUCAGAGUUUCAAUGAGAAUCUUUAUCCAAUAUUCAGUCCCUGCAAUGAUACCAGAGGGCACAAUGCAAUGCCUUUGGUCUUAUGUGCUGGUCCUCAGAUAAAAAAAACAAUAAUUUAUUUCACUUCUGCUAUGAAACAUUAAUGGUUAACAUUUUAAAAUAAUAAUUGAAAUAAUACUAAGUACAUUAAUCCAACUAUGAAAUAGGAACCUAAGAGUCCCAUGUUUCGAAAACUUGUUUUUACAGUAGCAACUGUACGUUGAGAUUUUACACUACAGUGUGCAUGCAGUCUGUCUAUACAGUGUCCUCUCACUAGAUGUCAGGCUUCAGUUAAUUGAAGUUAAUACUUAUACUUGGUUGUGAUUACAGUUGUAAAUCUAUCUAAGAGCCUUUGUAGUUAAACAAAUUGUAAAAUUAUAUAUU